GACCCGGGCAACCCGCUCAACUGGUCCCUGCGCAAGAAGCUAUGGGUCUCGUGGUGCAUCGGGUUCGCGACUUUCGCCGUCUACGUCGGCGGCGGCAUCACGACCACCUCCUACUCGUCGCUCAUGGACGAGUUCGGCAUCGUCGAGCAGGAGGCGUUCGCGACCAUGUCCCUCUAUGGUGCGGGCGCCCUCUUCUUCUCGCCGUUGAGCGAGAUGCACCAUCUCGGCCGCAACCCGCCAUACUACGUCCCGCUCAUCAUCGCCGUCGGCCUGCAAGUCGGCGCGGCGACAACCCCGACUUUCGCCGGCUUGGCCAUCUUGCGCGUUCUCGUCGGCUUUUUCGGAGCACCCCUUCUCGCGACCGGUGGAGCGAGCAUCGCCGACGUCUGGGGUAUUCAAAAGCUCCCGGUCGCGCUCUGCUUCAUCUGGGUCCUGCCCUCGUUCUCGGCUCCAGGACUCGCGCCCAUCUUUACGGUCAAUGCCGUCGAGCGCUUCGGCUGGCGGUGGAGCAUGUGGAUCCACCUCAUGUUCCUCAGCGUCGGCGCCGUGCUCAUUCUCCUGUGCCCCGAGACGUCGGCCGACAACCUCCUGUAUCGUCGGGCGCGCCGUCUGCGCCGUCUGACCGGCGACGAGACGCUCCGCACCCGCGCAGAGAUCCUGGGCGACGGCAAAUCGGCGCGCGCGCUCCUGUACGAGGCGCUCGCCAUCCCGUUCAAGAUCACCCUCCUCGACCCGUCGAUCCUCUUCUGCCAUGCCUACAUCGCACUAUGCUACGCCGUCUUCUUCUCGUUCUUCGACGCCUUCCCGAUCGUGUUCGGCGAGGUGUUCAGCUUUCCGACUGUCAGCCAAGCCCUCAUCUUCUUGUGCGACGUGGCCGGCUCGAGCCUCGGCGCGGUCGCCUACGCCGGGUACCAGCUCUCCUACAUGUUCCCUCUCGUGCGCAAGAAGGGCAUGCCCGUCGUCGAGCGCCGCCUCGAGCCGGCCCUUGUCUCGAGCGUCACGGCGUCGCUUGGCCUGUGGAUCUUCGCAUGGUCGGCGUACCGUCAAGCUCACUGGAUGGGCCCGACCGUCGGCGCGACCCUCUUCGUCACGAGCAACAUUGUCACGUUCCAGUGCGUCUUCUACUACCUGAUCCUGUCGUACCCCAAGUACGCCGCAUCUGUCCUCGCUGGGAGCGACUUUGUGCGCUCGACCGUCGCCGCCGGCGUCGUUCACGGCGCGACACCUCUCUUCCGCUCGUCGGCCGGCAUCCAUGGCGGCGUGUCGCUCCUCGCCGGCCUCGCAGCGUGCGGCAUCGUCGGCAUCUGGACGCUCUAUCUGUGCGGCGCCAAGCUGCGAGCCAAGAGUCGCUUCACGGGAGCAGGCGAGGGAGCCGAGAAGAGCGGGCUUGACGAGGCGGACGAGGCGGACGAGCGAGUACGAGGAGACGAGCAGGGGCGAGGAGAAGCGCAGGCGUAG
Molecule: messenger RNA, 1458 nt
Organism: Rhodotorula graminis WP1
Lineage: Eukaryota; Fungi; Basidiomycota; Microbotryomycetes; Sporidiobolales; Sporidiobolaceae
Exons: 11
Biological process (GO): xenobiotic detoxification by transmembrane export across the plasma membrane
Molecular function (GO): fluconazole transmembrane transporter activity
Source: RefSeq, a predicted model, not a curated record